Molecule: messenger RNA, 2082 nt
Organism: Kickxella alabastrina
Lineage: Eukaryota; Fungi; Kickxellomycota; Kickxellomycetes; Kickxellales; Kickxellaceae
Exons: 3
Coding region: 1-2082 (693 amino acids)
Biological process (GO): fungal-type cell wall organization; GPI anchor biosynthetic process
Cellular component (GO): endoplasmic reticulum
Source: RefSeq, a predicted model, not a curated record
AUGGCAAAGCUUUCGGUGUCAUCGGCCACGCGGCACUUUCUAGCCGACACGUACCUGGGGUUCGUGUUCUGGACGGUGCUGACUUCGCUAGGCAUGUGCAUCUGGUACUUCCCGCUCUGGCACAUGGGCAUCUCCGGCUACGAAGCGGCGCUCCAUCUAGGCCUUGGGUGCAUUCAUGGGCUGCUGCGGCGACACCGCUGGGUGGCAGCGCUUUUGGGGCUCUCGGGCAUCUUCGCGUACGCCCUGAGCAGCCCCGCAUGGCGGCUGCUGGCGGUGGCAGUGGGCACGGCGGGGGUGACGCUUUGGUGGGCGGCGGCGCUGCACGAGGACGCGGUGCCGACCGGGCGCAUGGAGCGUGCGGCGAUGGCGUGGGAGGCCGGGCUGGUGGCCAGCGUCGCCGUGCGCAUGUGGUUCCAGACGAGCAACCCGGCGUGGGCCACGAUGAACGCGCUGAACGGCGGGUGGAACCGCACGGCGCUGGUCCUGGGGCUGCUGGCCGUCGCCGACGUCGCCACGCGCCGGCCGGACAGCGCGGCCGAGGCUGCGGCGGCCAAGAAGGGCGACCUGCGAGUGGCCGCCGGCCGCGUGCGCGCCGCCUGGGUGCCGGCAGCGCUGGGGCUGGGCGCCCUGCUGUUCGCCCUGCACUCGCUGUUCUCGGACUCGGCCAUCGUCCCGCGCUGGGCAUGGGCCGGGUACCCGCACACGGGCCCGGCGCCGGUGCCCUGGGGUGCGCUCGUCAUCGGCGCGCUGGGCUGCGGGUUCGCGCUCGGCCACCGGGCGCGGCUGACCACCAGCCUGCUGUGGUGGGCGCUGGGCAGCUGUGGCGCCGCGGCCGUGACGCUGUGCGACGGCUGGGCCGGGUUCUGCGGCGGGCUGCUGCUGGCCGUGUAUGUGGCGUCCGUCAGCCGCGCCGUGCUGCGGGUGCAGGCGCGGUGCCCGGCCGGCCGCACGUUCGCCGUGGCGCUGCUGUGGUACAACGCGCUGGUGCUGGGCCACGUCUGGGUGGUCGCGUACGAGUUUGUGCCGGGCGGCCCGCUGCUGCGCGAGCGCACGUGGGCGGUGAUGGCCGCGAUGAUGCUGGCGCUGCUGGCGGGCGCGCGCGCAGCUGCCGCCGGGGCGCCGGCGCCGGCGGCGUCCGCGUCCGCGGUGUUCGGGGCAGACCGCAGGCGGCACCGGCGCGCGCUCCUGGCGUGCGUCGGCGCCGGCGCGCUGGCCAUGGCGUGGCGGCUGCCGGCGGCCACGCAGGCGCCGGUGCCGCAUGCCGCCGAGCAGCGGGCGCUGACCGUGGGCAUCUGGACCGUGCACUUCGACCUGGACAACGACAUGUGGCUGGCGUCCGACCGCAUUCUCGCGGCCGUGGACGUUAUGGGGUUCCUCGAGUCGGACACCGAGCGCAUCAUCAUGGGCGGGCGCGACUGGACGCAGCGCGUCAGCGAGCAGCUGGGCUUCUACGUGGACUACGGGCCGGCGCCGCGCAAGCACACGUGGGGGUGUGCGAUGAUGUCCAAGUUCCGCAUCGUCAAGUCGACGCACCACCUGCUGCCGUCGCCCGACGGCGAGCUGGCGUGCGCCAUCCACGCGACGCUGGACGUGUACGGGCGGCCGGUCGACGUCGUCGUGUCGCACAACGGCCAGGAGGAGAACGCGCUGGACCGCCGGCUGCAGACCACCGAGCUGGCACGCAUCAUGCGCGAGUCGCCCAACCCGGUGGUUUUCGCCGGCUACGUGGUCACCAGCCCGCACGCCGAGAACUACCGCAUUCUGUACGAGCAGGGCCACAUCCACGACGUCGACCCGACCGACGACGACCGCUGGUGCCAGUACAUUGGCUUCCGCGGGCUCAAGCGCACGGGCUACGCGCGCGUGUCGCGCGGCACCAUCACGGACACCGAGAUCCAGGUGGCCAAGUUCGUCGUGCCGCCGCUGCCGCAAGGCGGCGCCGCGCCAGCCUGGGCGCCCAGCUACGCGCGCGUCAGCGAGUCGGCGUACGCGCCCGAGCUGCGCUUCCCGGCCAUGUUCCGCGGCGAGGGCGUGCGCGGGCACUUCUACCACGUGUUCAAGGAGCCGCGGUACUACGGCUGA